Molecule: messenger RNA, 481 nt
Organism: Paramuricea clavata
Lineage: Eukaryota; Metazoa; Cnidaria; Anthozoa; Malacalcyonacea; Plexauridae
Source: the annotation of a GenBank genome assembly
AUGCGCAAGUUUAAACGUCGGAACAAAAUUGCGUGCGUGUCGAACAUUUAUGGAAUAGAUAUUGGAAACACUCGGAAUAUUUUCGACUGGAUAAAGAAUGGCGUGAACUGCUUUAUGCUUCUUAUGACAAUUCUCUGGUUGUGCUUGAAACUGAAACCAUCAUACAUUCCUGUCGAAACAACGCUAAAUGGCAUUGUUAUUCAUUCUGAACUUGCAAUUUUACCUGACAAACUGUGUUGUGUUUGGGCUCCUACUCGAGAUUUAAAACAAAGGAAAUUCAACUAUCCUUUAAACUAUCAAUACAGAAUAAAUCUACAAAUUGACCGUAAACCAUCUCACGUUGUUUUGUUAAUUUUACUGGCUGGUGAUGUGGCGACAAAUCCUGGUCCUUGUACUUCUUCAACUAGCAAUCGAAUAGUAAAAUGUCUUUCUCUUAACGCAAGAAGUUUAACAAGCUUACAUAGUACAAACAACAGUGAAG